UAUGAAUAAUCCUUAAUGUCAAUCCUGUUUCUAAUAUAUUGCAAUUGUAACAUGCAAGGAAUGCAAAUUGUCUAUCUGUUUCAAAUGUGAUGAACGUCUUCAUUAAGAUAAGAAUGAUAAUCACUAUAGAACAACUAUUUCAUUCCAACCUAGAUAAAAAUUGUAAAGUGAUGAAGAUGAGAAACUAAUUGAGAUGAUAAAGUUGAAGAAGAAAGAAUUAUAAGAAUUGAAAGAUAAGGAAUCUUAAUUGACUAAACAUUAUUAAGAUAGAAUGAUAUAAGCCAAGAAUAAAUAUGAAUAACAAAUUUCAGCUUUAGAAAAUAGAUGUAAUAAACUAUUUGAUUAUUUAGUAUAAAAGGCUUAGAAAUAAAUGAAUGAAGUCAGUUUAGAAAAUGGCGAACUUGAUGUUGAUACUUUAUAGAAUGAAUUAGAGAAUUUAGAAAAGAGUUUGAAAAGUGAAAUAAAAUUAGUAGAAGAAGAACAAAGAAAAUUAGAUGAAAAAACUCAAAAAACUGAUGCUUUAUUAAAUAGAGUUAAAAAGGCUACAGAUAUUGAAUAAUAAUAAAUUAUUAAAAUGAAUGAAGUUGUAUAAAUAUUUAAAGCAUGUUCAGAAUAAUUAUAAAAAGAGAAAGUAAUUAUUAUUAUCUAUUAAAGGAUUUGUUAAUGCUUGAUAAUGAAAAACUAAUUGCAGAAGUAGAGAUCUUUGCUAAAUUCUUUGAUGAAAAUGGGCCUUUGAUGGAAGAAUUAAAUGCAUAAAAAAAUAAUGAAUAAUAAUGAA
Molecule: messenger RNA, 778 nt
Organism: Paramecium pentaurelia
Lineage: Eukaryota; Ciliophora; Oligohymenophorea; Peniculida; Parameciidae
Source: the annotation of a GenBank genome assembly